AUGCCGUCCCCCAUUCCACUUGAUUCCACGUUGGGAGGUCUCUCAAUUGGGGUGACUGCCGCCACUCUGAUUUUUGGCAUCAAUUGCAUGCAGACAUUCUUGUAUUUUGUGGAACACAGUGCACAUGAUGGACGGUUUCUCAAGGCAUAUGUUGCUGCUCUAUGGUUUUUUGAGCUCAUUACAGUUGUGCUUAUCAACCAUGGAAUGUACUACUACAGCAUUACUAACUGGGGUGAUCUUGAUGUUCUAAGCAAGCCCACAGUGUGGAGUGUUAUUGUUGAGAUUGGACUUAGUACAUUGAUUGCACUUAUGGUCCAAACAUUUUUUGCCUAUCGGGUAUAUAUUCUCAGUGGGGGCAAAAAGCUGCUAUUACCUUGUAUUAUUAUGACCCUCACUCUUGCUCAAUUUGCAAUGGGUAUAGUGUACACGAGGAUGGGUCUCGCUUUCAAACGACUUUCCGGAGGGACCAGCGAUUUUGUUCGUCUUCAUUAUCAUCAUGACAUGGCAUGGAACCUGACACUUUUCGAGCCUUAUGUGAUGAGUCUGUUUGGUCUGGAACUGGCAGCCGAUGGGGUCAUCGCCGCAAGCUCUAUCUAUUAUUUACGCCAGCAUCAUGAACGCAGCUCAAUCAAGUCAACCAAGCAUGUCAUCUACGUGCUCAUCCGAUACGUCGUGAACACCUGUCUCCUUGAAGUGUCAGUGGUCAAUUCAUUUGACGAGAAUAUUAUCCAUGUUGACCCGGAAUAUCGCAGUCUGUGUCUUGUUCCUCUCAUUGCCUUGUGGGGAGCAGUGCCCAAUACUCUUGAAUUUGCACCUUUUGUUCUCUUGGUUCCACGCGCAUAUUCGCUCUCCCUCCUCUGCUCUCUCAACAACCGCGACCACUUGCGGGACAUUGGACGUGGACCAAAUGGCGUCAGCCUCACCUCCACCUCCGGGCGUCCAAGAGGGAACACAACUCUUGCUGAAGACACUGCAAACAACGUCGAGCUCAUGACGACGAGCACCCAGAUCCAGUUCAAAGUUCAGAAAGAGUCGUUCACGGACAGAGAUGACAAGAUCAUGGUGGUUUGA
This is a messenger RNA of Mycena indigotica, 1071 nucleotides long. RefSeq lists its product as uncharacterized. NCBI's taxonomy places the organism in Eukaryota, Fungi, Basidiomycota, Agaricomycetes, Agaricales, Mycenaceae. The coding region runs from base 1 to 1071 and encodes 356 amino acids. The transcript is spliced from 18 exons. The record is from RefSeq and is a predicted model, not a curated record.